Messenger RNA from Pyrenophora tritici-repentis Pt-1C-BFP, 168 nucleotides. NCBI's taxonomy places the organism in Eukaryota, Fungi, Ascomycota, Dothideomycetes, Pleosporales, Pleosporaceae. The record is from RefSeq and is a predicted model, not a curated record.
AUGGGGCUGAACUGCUACGCAACGUCUGCAACUGCCAUCAGCAUUUGCUCAUGUACUCGCGCCGUGCUACUAGGAAACGGGUGCGGCGUUCUCCUCUUUCACAAGAAGGAAAUUGCUUUUUGGGAGCUUGAGCCGCAACACCAAAACCACCGAGCCCCAAACCAGUAG